UUUUAAAUCAGAAGUGACAGUAGUCUUUCAUCAUCUGGCCAGCAGUUUGAGUUUGAGGAUUUGAGUUCUCUUUUCUAAAUACAAUAUUUCUAAAGUAAAUAAGCAGUCUGGCAAGCCUUGUGCCAAAGUAUUCUGAACUUGGAGAGAAGCCAGGGUCAGAGCAGCUUUGAAGGGGAAGGGCAGCAUCAGGAGGACUUGGAUGAGGGUUUGUCCAGUCAGGAUGUCCCUCCUGAAGGAGGCCAGCCCCAGGCUGUGGAGUAUCCGGAGCUCGGAGCAGGUGGCUCUGGCUAAAAGAGCAGCACAGAUCACAGCAGAGCUUCAACAAGGAGUGACAAGGCCCUACAAGAAUGUGAUUGAUUGUUCUUGGGGUGACCCACACAGAGGAGGACUAAAACCCUUAACUUUUGUCCGCCAGGUUGUUGCUGCCUGUUUGUACCCCUCUUUGCUAAACUCUGACGUGCUGCCUGUUGAUGUACAACAGAAAGCCAAGGGCUUGUUAGAGGAGUGCGGGGGUGGAAGCGUAGGCUCAUACACCUCAACAGCUGGAAUCCCCAAAAUUGUACAGAGUGUGUCUGAGUUCAUUUCACAAAGAGAUGGGGUUGGGCCAUCCUCACCAGAGAACAUUUUUAUUACCUCUGGUUCUCAGCGAUCCCUUAUGAUGGUGCUGAAAACUUUUGUCAAGAAUGAAGGCUCCAUACAGACUGGUGUGCUUUCGCCUGUACCAUCAUAUCCCUACUUCAACAUGGCACUGUCAAUGCAAGGAGGUGCCAUGGUGCCUUACCACCUGUGUGAGGAGCAGGGCUGGGAACUGAAAGUGGAUGAGUUGAGCAGAGUCCUCCAUGCUGCCAGGGGGCACUGCAGUCCCAUGGCACUCUAUGUUAUUAACCCUGGCAACCCAACGGGUCAAGUCCAGAGCAGGAAGUCUAUUGAGGACGUGAUUCGAUUUGCUGCUGAGGAAAAGCUGUUCCUGCUGGUAGAUGAGGUAUACCAGGAUAGUGUGCAUGAUCCAGAGUGUGAGUUUGUGUCUUAUAAGAAAGUGCUUUUUAAGAUGGGCCCACCAUAUUCCAGCUCUGUGGAGUUGGCCUCCUUCAACUCCAUCUCGAAAGGAUACUUUGGCGAAUCUGGUUUGCGUGGCGGCUAUGUGGAGUUUGUGAACCUGGACCCUGCAGUGAUGGGACACGUGUACACCUUGUUUUCCACGGACACCUGCUCACCUGUCUUAGGGCAGAUCAUUCUGGAUAUCAUGGCUCAUCCACCUCAACCAGGAGAUCCUUCCUACCCAACAUUCUCUGAAGAAGUCAGAGCCAUAAAGAACACACUGGCCAGUAAUGCGCACAGGAUCCAAACAGUUCUUGGUGCCCUACCUGGAAUCAGUGUCCAGCCCAUCAAAGGGGGCAUAUUUGCUUUCCCUCAGGUCCAUAUCCCACCACGUGCCAUACAGCAGGCUAAGGAGGCUGGCAUGGAGCCUGAUGUUUUCUACGCCAGUUGCCUUCUGGAGGAGACUGGGCUGUGUGUGGGAGCAGGCUGUGAGCAUGGCCAGAGCGAAGGCACUCACCACAUCAGACUGUGCAUCGCAACCCCAACAGAGAACAUGGAGGAGGUGCUGACCAGACUGUCCACAUUCCACCUCAGCUUCCUGAGCCGCUUCUCCUGACCAGGCUGAGGACACGACUCCUGCGGUGCCCAUCUACGUGUCCA
Sardina pilchardus (European sardine) is the source of this 1698-nucleotide messenger RNA. Its product is annotated as alanine aminotransferase 2-like. Bases 200 to 1654 code for a protein of 484 amino acids. The record is from RefSeq and is a predicted model, not a curated record. The transcript is spliced from 11 exons. Lineage: Eukaryota; Metazoa; Chordata; Actinopteri; Clupeiformes; Clupeidae. Gene Ontology annotation, molecular function: pyridoxal phosphate binding; L-alanine:2-oxoglutarate transaminase activity. Gene Ontology annotation, biological process: biosynthetic process.